GCGGCGGGCGGGCAGGCGAUUCCGGGCGCGCGGCGGCGGUUGGGCUUGGCCUUGGUGGGGCUGCGGUGCUCAUGGCUGCGGCCAGCGCGACCCCUCCCGGCUCCCUGGACCUGCUGCAGCCUGGCUUCUCCAAGACCCUCCUGGGGACCAAGCUAGAGGACAAGUACCUGUGCUCAGCCUGCAGGAACGUCCUGCGCAGGCCCUUCCAGGCUCAGUGUGGCCACCGCUACUGUUCCUUCUGCCUGAGCAGCAUCCUGAGCUCCGGGCCCCAGAACUGUGCCGCCUGCGUGAACGAGGGCAUUUACGAGGAAGGCGUCUCUAUCCUGGAGAGCAGCUCGGCUUUCCCGGACAAUGCUGCCCGCAGGGAGGUAGAGAGCCUGCCGGCCGUCUGUCCCAGUGAGGGCUGCACCUGGAAGGGGACCCUGAAGGAGUACGAGAGCUGCCACGAAGGACGCUGCCCGUGCGUGCUGACCGAGUGCCCGGCGUGUAAAGGCCUGGUGCGCCGGGGCGAGAAGGAGCACCACCUGGAACACGAGUGCCCGGAGCGGAGCCUCAGCUGCCGGCACUGCAGGGCACCCUGCUGCCCGGCCGACAUGAAGGCGCACCACCAGGUCUGCCCCAAGUUCCCCUUGACCUGCGAGGGCUGCGGCAAGAAGAAGAUCGCACGCGAGAAGUUUCAGGACCACGUCAGGACAUGUGGCAGAUGCCGAGUCCCCUGCAGGUUCCACGCUGUCGGCUGCCCCGAGAUGGUGGAGGGCGAGAGGCUGCAGGAGCACGAGGCGCAGCGGCUCCGGGAGCACCUGGCCCUGCUUCUGGGCGCCCUGCUGCAGGCUGGGCCCCCGCUCCUCGGCCAGGGCGAGCAGGGCUGGGGGGCCAGCACGCCGGGCCCGGGGGCAGCGCCCUCCCAGGUGGCGGAGCUGCUGCAGAGGUGCGAGGCCCUGGAGCGGAAGACGGCCACCUUCGAGAACAUCGUCUGCGUGCUGAACCGGGAGGUGGAGCGGGUGGCUGUGACUGCCGAGGCCUGUGGCCGGCAGCACCGGCUGGACCAAGACAGGAUCGAAGCCCUGAGUAAUAAGGUGCAGCAGCUGGAGAGGAGCAUCGGCCUGAAGGACCUUGCCAUGGCCGACCUGGAGCAGAAGGUCCACGAGAUGGAGGCGUCCACCUUCGACGGGGUGUUCAUCUGGAAGAUCCCGGACUUCGCCAGGAAGCGCCAGGAAGCCGUGGCUGGCCGCACGCCCGCCAUCUUCUCCCCAGCCUUCUACACCAGCAGGUACGGCUACAAGAUGUGUCUGCGCGCCUACCUGAACGGAGAUGGCACCGGGCGCGGGACGCACCUGUCCCUCUUCUUCGUUCUGAUGAAGGGCCCCCACGACGCCCUCCUGCGCUGGCCCUUCAACCAGAAGGUGACCCUGAUGUUGCUGGACCAGAACAACCGGGAGCACGUGAUUGACGCCUUCAGGCCCGACGUGACCUCGUCCUCCUUCCAGAGGCCGGUCAGCGACAUGAACAUCGCGAGCGGCUGCCCGCUUUUCUGCCCCGUCUCCAAGAUGGAGGCCAAGAAUUCCUACGUGCGUGACGACGCCAUCUUCAUCAAGGCCAUAGUGGACCUGACAGGGCUCUAGCUGCUGCCCCCGGGAGCGGGGCCACUGCGCUGGGCGGGCACCUGCGAGCUCACGUCCCACAGGCAGGGGCUGCCUCCCAGGAAGGGGUUCAGCCCAAGGCCAUCGGGGUGGGCUGUAGGCCCGCGUGUCCCCAGCGGGUGGGCCGUGCAGGUGUGGAGCCCUCAGCCUGCAGUGGGGCGGCUGGGGCCACAGUGAGGAGCUGCUGGAGAGGAGGGACGGUCUUGGGCCCGGCUGCCGCUCCAGGGAGAGCCCUGCUGGGCCAUUCUGACCAGGCCAGCAGGCGGGGAGGGCAUCCCGUGUCCCCUGCCCCGUGGCGCGUGCAGGGCGCACGUCCAGCGCCCCCCUGCCCAGCCCCCGCAAGACACGUCGUCUUCCCUGUUGGGUGUGGAGGAGUUGCUGUUAAACCUCUGAAUCUCUUCGGUGAGUGGUGUCCAUCUGGCUCUCGCCCUGGCCAUCAGCGACUGGCCGGGGCCUCCUGGCCUGCUGGCCUCCAUGCUCUGUGUGUCGCCAGCUCCUUGAGCAGUUCCGUGGGCUCCCUGACACUGCAGGCUGGCUCGUGCGGGCCUCGGUGAAGCCAGCCGUUCUCUCUUCUGGGAUGUUACUGGCUGGGCAGCUCCUCGUCCCUCAGGCCUCCCCAGGGGCUGCCCUGGAGAGCAGGGCCACGUGCGUGCCCCCGAUUCUGGGCCUGCCCCGCCCCUCUGUGUAGGGCCCCCGGGCCUGGAAGAGUGGCCGAUGGCUUCGUCUGCGUUUGGGACCUGACAGGUGGCGUCUCCCCAGGACCAGGACUUGCCCGGCCUCCAGGUGUUCCUUCGACAGUGGCAGAGCCCGGGCAGCCUGAGCACAGGCUUGCACCUCGGCUGGACCUGGUCAGGGCCUCAGCCCGGGGCUGCAGGAUGGGCACGGCGUCCUGGCCGGGAGCUGGCCACACCCAGGUGCACUAGUGACCAGGACUGGGUGCUCAAGAGCCAGAGUCCUUACAGAGGACCUGUGACAACACUGUCACUUCUCUAUUUUGAGAAGUUAAAGAAUUGAAAGGCACAGAGAAUAAUAAGCUCCGUGUGUCCAAAAUUAACAGAUGUACACGUUUUGAAUUAUGUAUUUUAAUUAAAAAGAAACAUUGCAGAAAAGUUGAAGUCCUGCUUCCUUUCCCUCUCACCACCUCCGUCACUGGCCAAGGCACCGCCCUCGUGGAUUUGGAUCCUUUUGUUUUAAUUCUUGUCUCUGUGUGUGGUCACCCACAAGUACGCCUCAUGUACCGAGUCCUCUGCAGACCCCUCUUCCCCUCCCCCAGGGGAACGCCUGGCGUGCUGAGCACCGCACGGUGGGCCAGACGCAGACGCAGACGGUAUCCCUCCUCCACGUUCCCACGGGCACGUGCCUCCCCGCUCUGCCCUUCUAACCUGGACAGAGCAUCCCCGCUGCUGCCCGUCCCAUCCCGUCCAGCCCUUGCUGCUUGUGCGUGCAGGCUUGUUGCUCCUCCAGGGCCCCUGCCUGCCGCCCGCCUGCCUACUGGGGUGUUGGUCCUGUUUUCCUCCUGGUCGGAGGGAGCUCCCAAUAUUCCCGGAAACUGGCCCUGGAGCACGUGCGGGCUGUGUGUGCAAGUGUGUACAGAAAUGGAGCGCUUGGACACACGCGGGUCAUGGACAGUGCCGCUGGCCACUUAGUCAAGAAGUCCCAGCCCCCCGCCCCCACCGGCCUGACAAAUACUGUUUU
Mesoplodon densirostris (Blainville's beaked whale) is the source of this 3335-nucleotide messenger RNA. RefSeq names its product TNF receptor associated factor 2 (gene TRAF2). Gene Ontology annotation, molecular function: ubiquitin protein ligase binding; zinc ion binding; tumor necrosis factor receptor binding. Gene Ontology annotation, biological process: protein autoubiquitination; protein K63-linked ubiquitination; positive regulation of canonical NF-kappaB signal transduction. The coding region runs from base 72 to 1622 and encodes 516 amino acids. Gene Ontology annotation, cellular component: cytosol; cytoplasmic side of plasma membrane; plasma membrane signaling receptor complex. The record is from RefSeq and is a predicted model, not a curated record. NCBI's taxonomy places the organism in Eukaryota, Metazoa, Chordata, Mammalia, Artiodactyla, Ziphiidae. The transcript is spliced from 11 exons.